AUGAACCUCUCCACCGUCGAAGAUUACCGGCUCAGAUCAUCUUAUGUGUUAGAUCCUAUUUCUUUCGGCUAUAUCAAUGGGGCAGCCGGUGAAGAACAAACCCACCAGCUUAAUUCAUCUAGCUAUAACCGAAUCCGGAUUAGACCCCGGCAGCUGAUGGAUGUUGGAUCCCGCCAAAUGAGUCGCACAAUUUUGGGUCAACAUUUUUCGAUGCCCGUGGGAAUAUCUCCUACGGCUCUGCAAAAGUUAGCUCACAAAGAUGGAGAACGAGCCACUGUGAGGGCUGCCGCCAAAUUUGGAAUUCCUUUUGUGAUGAGCUCCAUGGCCAGCAGUACGAUCGAUCAGGUAGCUCAAGCAGCUCCGGAAGGAGUUCGCUGGAUGCAAACUUACCUUCAUCGGAACCGGAACAUAGCACGAACACUGGUGGAACAAGCUGAGCGUAAUGGAUUUACUGCCUUAGUAUUGACCAUCGAUAGUCCAGUUCUGGGGAUAAUGAACAAUCAAGUCCGGUCCGGUAACAUCCCGAACGAUGCACGAUUUGAAGUUUUCCGUGACUUUGCACGCCAAGGUGUCAUAACAAAUGGCGAUGACAUAAGGAUAGUGGCCGAUUUUGAUCAAUCACUAACAUGGAAGGACGUUGAGUGGUUGAUGAGUAUCACAAAACUUCCGGUCAUUGUUAAAGGAGUUCUUACGAAGGAAGAUGCAAUACGAGCAGUGGAAACAGGUGUGGCUGCUAUUUUAGUUUCAAAUCAUGGUGGACGACAACUUGAUUCGAUUCCCGCAACAAUUGAAGCGCUCCCGGAAAUAGCUAGCGUUGUCAAAGGACGAAUUCCCAUAUUGAUGGAUGGAGGAAUAUCGAAGGGAACCGACAUCUUUAAGGCUCUGGCCUAUGGAGCUGAUAUGGUGUUUAUGGGUCGAACUAUCUUGUGGGGCCUGGCGGUUGGUGGACAACAAGGAGUCGAAGAUGUAUUGGAGAUUCUCAGAAACGAAUUUGACAAUGCUAUGGCUCUUGCCGGUUGCAGUUCAUUGAGCGAGAUUGGAAGAGAUCGGGUGAUGCAUGAAGAAGAGUACAAUGCAUCUGCCUUGGUUUCAGCAUUCAAAAAUUUGAAUGUGUACUAA
Molecule: messenger RNA, 1119 nt
Organism: Uranotaenia lowii
Lineage: Eukaryota; Metazoa; Arthropoda; Insecta; Diptera; Culicidae
Exons: 2
Coding region: 1-1119 (372 amino acids)
Molecular function (GO): FMN binding; oxidoreductase activity
Source: RefSeq, a predicted model, not a curated record